Messenger RNA from Linum tenue, 1298 nucleotides. The record is from the annotation of a GenBank genome assembly. Lineage: Eukaryota; Viridiplantae; Streptophyta; Magnoliopsida; Malpighiales; Linaceae.
AUCCCAUCCCCUGGAAAAAAAUCCCUCUUUCUCUUUCUCUUUCUCUUUCUCAGUCUCAGACUCUCUAGUCUUCACUCCUACUUUCCGCUCUGUCCAAUCCAAUGGAGGAUCAGGAUUCCAAUCCGGCCAAAGAAGUCGCCCGCGACGUCUUCCCUUUCCUCCGAGUCUACAAAGACGGAACCAUCCAGCGACUCGUCGCCACCGAGUCACUCCCGCCGGGUCUCGACUCGGAAACCAACGUCGUCUCCAAGGACGUCGUCAUCUUCCCCGAAACCGGCGUCUCCGCCAGGCUCUACCUCCCCAACUCCGCCGUCGCUGCAGCCGACGACGAACCAAUCAGCAGGAAGAAGCUCCCCCUUGUUGUCUACUACCACGGAGGCGGAUUCUUCGCCGCCUCCACCGCCUCCAGAGAGUACCACUCUGCUCUCAACCGCAUCGUCGCCGCAUCGAACGUCAUCCUCGCCUCCGUCGAUUACCGCCUCGCGCCGGAGAAUCCGAUUCCGGUUCCCUACGCCGAUGCAUUCGCCGCGCUUGAGUGGAUCGCUGGCGCCGGAGGCCGCAGCGAGCCCUGGCUCAGAGAUCACGCCGAUUUGGACAGAGUGUACUUGGCAGGUGACAGCUGCGGGGCGAACAUGUCCCACCAUUUCGCACUAAAGUUGAGCGGGUCGGGUCGGGCGCUGAGAAUCCGAGGGGUGGCGAUGAUCCACCCGUAUUUCUGGGGGAAGGACCCGAUCGGCGCGGAAGUCGGUGACGGGUUCAGGAAGGCGAUGGUGGAUAACUGGUGGCUUUUCGUUUGUCCGUCGGAGAAAGGGUGCGACGACCCGCUGAUCAACCCGUUCGUCGAGGAGGGAAACGGGUCGGGUCUUCAGAAGUUGGGUUGCGAGCGGGUUAUCGUGGUGGUGGCGGGGGACGAUAUUUUGAAGGAUCGGGGGAGGCUCUACUACGAGAAAUUGGUGGGGUCCGGGUGGAAAGGGAAAGCGGAGUAUUUGGAGACCGAAGGGAAGGAUCACGUGUUCCAUAUUAUCCAGCCUGAUUGUGAGGAGGCCAAGAUUGUUUUCAAGCGCCUGGGUGCAUUUUUUAAUGACGACUCUUGAGGCGAUAUGUUGAUGGUUACAAAAGAUUGGUGACGAGUGGUCGAAUGAACUUUGGAUUAUUUUGUUUUGUGUUUUCGUAUGCUUGAUGUUGGUGUUUGUAGACAUGAAUUGGAAACCAAGACUUUAAGCUCUGACGAAUGAAGUGGAUUGGUGAAAUUUGCUCGAAUUGUUUGGGGAUCAACAAAAUUGAUUAGUUUUGUACUG